UAUCUCUCUCUCUCUCUCUGCGUUUGUUUAGUCUGCAGAUGUCGGAGCAAUGGUAGGACCAACUCUUGACAAGAGAAAUGAUCAAAGGGAAGUUACUAUAUACAAGGGUACAGUCCUUUCUCCAAAUCGAUCUUUGUCUUUUUCCCGACAGCAAAUGAAUUUAACAAAUUGAAUCCAUCUGAUCCUUCUCACUCAUCACAUCCGAUCCAUCUCACCCCCACUCUCCUCUCUCUCUCGAUCUAAGAGAUCAGUUGGCAUGGGCACUGAGCACAAACGCCAUAUCCACCACCACUACAGAAGCUCUCAUCACCUCCCGAUAUUGUGUUCGAGGUCGUCGGUGAGAGACGUCCGGCAGCUUUCCAAAUGGGAGAACCGGUCGGCCGCACCAUCCUCCGACGAGCCCCUGUCCCCCAGAGUGAGCUGCAUCGGCCAGGUCCAGCGAACCAACAGAGUAGUGGGCUUCCCAACCCCAACACCCCACAGAUUCAUCUCGGCUUCUAACAGCCCCACCACCAGUGCCGCCGCCGCCGCCUCCAACGCCAUGAGACACCGCAAGCUCAGGAGGUUCUUUUCUAGCUCAACUCUCAUUCGCAACACCUCGGUCGUCGCUGCCUCCUCCGCCGCUGCCGCCACCGGUAGCAGAAGACAGGUGACGAUGAGCAGAGGGGAUGGUAGAAGGCCCGGCCGGUGCAGGACUACUGAUGAUAACAACGAUAAUUACAAUACCAGUGGUGGUACUUCCGUCAACGUUGUUGACUUGGAUCCUCCUCUACCGGUGAUCAAACGGAUCCAAUGCGGCGCCGGCGAAGGCGGCAGUCUUUGGAAGAGGAGGUCCGGUGGGGUUGUAUUAAAGAGUUUACAGCUUCAACAAAUUCACCUUCCCAAUCAACCAGCCUCUGUAUGAAAUUAACAUAUGCAUGAGGGAACCCAAAUGAACUGAUGAGGUGAGAUUCGUCAAUUAAUUACUUUGGGAAACAGUCUCUGUAAAUGGUUUGUUAUGAUUUGAACAUAAUAUAUUAGACUUCUAUGAAUUUUUGGUUAUGUUA
This is a messenger RNA of Malania oleifera, 1046 nucleotides long. RefSeq lists its product as uncharacterized. Bases 257 to 904 code for a protein of 215 amino acids. The record is from RefSeq and is a predicted model, not a curated record. NCBI's taxonomy places the organism in Eukaryota, Viridiplantae, Streptophyta, Magnoliopsida, Santalales, Ximeniaceae. The transcript has a single exon.